This is a messenger RNA of Glarea lozoyensis ATCC 20868, 624 nucleotides long. Its product is annotated as Colicin D/E5 nuclease. The record is from RefSeq and is a predicted model, not a curated record. The transcript is spliced from 2 exons. Gene Ontology annotation, molecular function: RNA nuclease activity. Bases 1 to 624 code for a protein of 207 amino acids. NCBI's taxonomy places the organism in Eukaryota, Fungi, Ascomycota, Leotiomycetes, Helotiales, Helotiaceae.
AUGGCCUUCAGUCCCAAAAAUGUAACCUUCCCAACCGCAAACCUCCAACACAUGUUCGACCGGCACAAGGCAGCAUGGGGCUACGCAGGCCGUAACUGGAAUAAAGCCACCGGCGCUGAAUUCGAAGCCACAAUCAAGAAUUUCAUCUUGAACACCCCAACGGUCCACGCCGGUACUUACCGCGACAACGACGCCUGGCUGGUAAUCGAACAAGCUCUCCCCAAUCAUUGUGCCAUCGUCUACCGACCAACCUACGAGAUCUGGUCCGGCUGGGAGUUAAGCGCCGCUCAAUUCCUGUACGCUAACAAUCCGCCCUAUUCUCUCGGUGGCGGUGCGCUCCUCGUCUUCGGGGAUGUGUUAGAACGGGUUCUCGCUGCCAAGGAUCAUGCAACGGUGGACAAACUUGCGGUGGAGUUUCUGGAUACGUACAAAGCGAAUGGGAAGAAGCGGUUCGAUGAGGGAUCUGAGAAGGUGCUGAUGGAGGUUUUUGCUGUUUUGGAUAAUUUUGCGCUGCCAGAGGUGGUGAAAGAGAUGAAGGGGAGUGGUGUGAGUGACGAUAUUGAGGAUGUGAAGAGGGUUGCGCAGAAGGCUUUGGCGGUGUUGGAGAAGCACUCGGAUAGCUAG